AAUGUAAGCAAGGUUUGAAAUGAUAAUGUUUUAGUCAAGUAUUAUAUCUGCUUGGGCUUCUUGCCGUCAAUUUACAGUCUACAAAUUAGAUGUAAUUAUGUUCCGGCCCCCUGACCACGCAAGAAAAAAUCGGCCUGCAGCUGAAUCUAAUUGAUGAUCCCUGCUCUAUAAGGUUAAAUGUCCAUUAAUAAUAUGAACGACAUAUGGGAGACAAGGACGAUGUUCAAGUAGCAAUGUUUUCCAUAGGUGAGAUUUUAGUUUCAUUUCCAGAAGGAGACUAGCCGAAAGGUUGAUACUGGUUCCUACCGAAGUUGUUUAACCAUUGAGAAUUGCACUCAUUUUGCAUAUAGGAUACGAGAGUGAAUAUGUGAUUUGAAUAGAGCAUUAGAAGUGUUGAAAUUAUAUGGAGUCCUGCUAUACAGGACUUCACAUGGCUGAGAGACAUGAAUUUCCUUUCCACCACGGACCUGUCCAUUGGGGACCUACGUAUGCUCUUCACUGAAGAGGUCAAGUACUGUAUCCUGGGAAUCUCUGCAGCCCUCUUCCUGAUUGCUCUGAGCAUUCUGGUGUGGCAAUUAUAACGAUACCGCUCAUAUGCUCCAAGGAAACCUCUUGAUGAGUUACUUUCUGAUGGCAAGCCAGCAAAGACUGGAGUCUUCCGCACAGAAACCCAGAGGCCUAAUUUUAAGGUGGAGAAGCUCCAUGAAGAGGCGCGGAGGUUGAGCAAUUGCCUGUCCAUGGGCAGCCAUGUGGAGUUGCUCAGCCUGGAGGACCAGCAGGAAGAGGUGGUGGUGCAGGGCUCCCUGCUUUUUUCCCUCUACUAUGACCAGCUGCAGUCCAGACUGGUGGUCACCCUUCUGGAAGCCUGGGGUCUGCCGGUGAGGGACUUAAGUCGCAGUGUGGACCCCUUUGUGAGGGUCCGGCUGCUAUGGGCCGGGCAGGAGAAGGAGAAAGAGGAGCAGUCCUCUCCUUCGCUGCAGUGUGUGCUCCAUGAGUGGCAAUCCCAUAUGGUGAAGGACAACAGCAGCCCAACGUUUGGGGACCAGUUCUCCUGCUCUCUGGAGGAGGAGGAUGUCCCUCACAUCACCAUCAGGUUUGAGGUUAAAGACUUUGAUAAAUUCUCCAGGCAUAGGAUCCUGGGAGAGGUCAGAGUUCAUCUGUGCGAUAUGGAAAUCUCAUACCCUCUUGAAGUCAUCAAGGACCUACAGGCACCACAGAAGGACCUGGUUGGAGAGGUGCUUCUCUUUAUGAAGUAUCUCCAGAGGCUAGAGGUUGGUCUGCUGAAAAUCAGGGCACCACCUCAGCCAAGUAAAAAAAAUCAAGCACUGUAUGGCAAGAUCAGUGUCCUCUGCAACCAGUUCAAGCUGGGGCACCAGAAGUCCACUGUGAAGACCUGGAGGGAAGUGACCGUCUUCAACGAAGUCAUGAUGUUCACAUUGCCAGACCCACAGAUCAGGGAGUGCUGCAUUGUGGUCUCUGUGUACGAGAUCCCUGCAGCCAAGAAGUCAUCCAAACGCCUGGUUGGCCAGGUCACCUUUGGAAAGGGAAAGAGCUCAGAGGAUGAACACUGGAGUUUGAUGAUGUGAUCAAUUCGUCAGCCAAUAGCAAAGUGGCAUCAGCUCUUAAUCUGAGGCUAGCCAGGCCAGACUACCUACUUUGACUAUGUUCUUGUGAUGCACAGCAUAUUGGAAAUGUGUGAAGGAUCAGCAUUACAGGGGAUUUACACUGACAUUUAGUUUUUCAAGCUAUUUCUCACAACUGAUAUCACCUCUAUCUAUGAAAUAUAGACUACUAUAUUGAAAUUGUGUGGAUAAAUAAUACAUUCCAGCUGCUCACCUGAUAUGAGCAGUGCCUGAUCACCUGUGAAUCAUAGAAGUAU
Oncorhynchus keta (chum salmon) is the source of this 1879-nucleotide messenger RNA. Its product is annotated as synaptotagmin-6. The transcript has 6 exons. NCBI's taxonomy places the organism in Eukaryota, Metazoa, Chordata, Actinopteri, Salmoniformes, Salmonidae. The coding region runs from base 738 to 1586 and encodes 282 amino acids. Gene Ontology annotation, molecular function: SNARE binding; calcium ion binding; clathrin binding. The record is from RefSeq and is a predicted model, not a curated record. Gene Ontology annotation, cellular component: synapse; axon. Gene Ontology annotation, biological process: cellular response to calcium ion; regulation of calcium ion-dependent exocytosis; calcium-ion regulated exocytosis.